Molecule: messenger RNA, 2756 nt
Organism: Puntigrus tetrazona (Sumatra barb)
Lineage: Eukaryota; Metazoa; Chordata; Actinopteri; Cypriniformes; Cyprinidae
Gene: adipor1b
Product: adiponectin receptor 1b
Exons: 7
Coding region: 310-1518 (402 amino acids)
Biological process (GO): adiponectin-activated signaling pathway
Cellular component (GO): plasma membrane
Molecular function (GO): signaling receptor activity
Source: RefSeq, a predicted model, not a curated record
GUUCCGGUACCACGUGCUCUUCCUCCCUCUGUGACCGAGGGACAGGACGUACCCGCACCGCCUCCGCGAGCUGAUGUAGCGUACCGUGUGUCAGACCGCCUCAAUCUGUGUCAAUUAAGUGAUCGGUCUUAUAGCUUGCUGUGGAGCCGAAUCGCCUGGUUCUACAGGUUUCAGAGACUCGUAGCGAGCAGACGGCGAGCAGCUGCUGGUGAACUCCGAUGAACUGAUUUCACUGCCUGUCCAGCCAGGCCCAGAUCGUGAACUGUGGAACAAGGUGGAAACUCCGGGGAGUUUUAGGUUUGUCUCCCCAUGACAACCUGUCACCAUGGUGACUGCGGCUCCAACAGUGAUGCCGGGCGGCGCACCUCUGAUGAUGAGGACGCGGAGCUCGCGGAGCUUGGGCCGCUGCUGACAUAUACGGCUAAAGCUGAGAAAUCAAGAGGUGCAUCAGCAUUUCCUGAUGAGGAUGAGGAUGAGGAUGAAGAAGGACGAGGUUUGCGGGUGGUUACACUGCCCAUGCAGGCACACCAUGCCAUGGAGAAGAUGGAGGAGUUUGUACACAAGGUAUGGGAAGGACGUUGGCGAGUUAUUCCAUACCAUCUCCUCCCCGACUGGCUGAAGGACAAUGACUACCUGCUGCACGGACACCGCCCCCCCAUGCCGUCCUUCCGUGCCUGCUUUGGGAGCAUCUUCAGGAUUCACACAGAAACUGGAAACAUCUGGACUCACCUGCUCGGCUUAAUUCUGUUCCUGUGCUUGGGCACACUGACAAUGCUGCGGCCAAACGUGUCGUUCAUGGCGCCCAUUCAGGAGAAGGUGGUGUUUGGCGUGUUCUUCCUGGGCGCAGUUCUUUGUUUGUGCUUCUCCUGGCUUUUUCACACCGUCUACUGCCACUCAGAAAAGGUCUCCAGGACUUUCUCAAAGUUGGAUUACUCUGGUAUCGCGUUGUUGAUCAUGGGCUCAUUCGUUCCGUGGCUGUACUACUCGUUUUACUGCUCUCCUCAGCCGCGGCUCAUCUAUCUCUCUGUUGUAUGUGUGCUGGGUGUCGCUGCUAUCAUUGUGGCCCAGUGGGACCGAUUCGCCACUCCUCGCCACCGGUCCACCCGUGCAGGUAACAUCCUCACCUGCUUCUUUAUGUAUUUUACCUGCCUGAUUGAUUUCAGAUUUUUCUUAAUACAUUUUUCCUCAUACUUAGGUGUUUUCCUGGGCCUUGGUCUCAGUGGGCUCAUUCCCACAAUGCAUUUUACCAUCGCAGAGGGUUUUGUGAAGGCAACGACGGUGGGUCAGAUGGGCUGGUUCUAUCUGAUGGGUGCCAUGUACAUUAGUGGAGCAGCACUUUAUGCAGCACGUAUACCUGAACGCUACUUCCCUGGGAAAUGUGACAUCUGGUUUCAGUCUCAUCAGAUAUUCCACGUGCUGGUUGUUGCAGCGGCGUUUGUCCAUUUUUAUGGGAUCUCAAACCUGCAGGAGUUCCGCUACGGCCUGGAAGGAGGCUGCACAGAUGAUACUUUGCUGUAAAGAGAAACAAAUCACUUGAACUUUGUCCAGUGCCUGCUCACUUCACAACGAACCUGGACCCGACACAAUGCUGAUUUAAUAAUUUUUAUUAUCUCUUGAAGGAUUUUAACAUAUAUUUGAAUAAGAUACUUAAAACUCUUGAUAAAUGAGGUAGUCUUGUGUUUAUAUCGUUCUUUGUUAUUUCAGUGCAGCACAGAAUUUAUUGUAAAUCACCGGAAUAAAUCAUAAAUCAUUACAGUGGUCUCGAGAGGCACUACCUCCUCCAACACUCUUUCUUCUGACUGAUCUGUUGGUUUGUGGUUCUGUACUUUUUAAGGAUUUUAGGGAAAACGCAUAGAAACAUGCUUAGGUCUGAGUUUUGUCAAAAAUGUUUGCAUGAUCAUUCAUUAACUUUUGACCUGAAAUGCUUAACCUAGAGCUUUAGCAAUGGAAUUCAUGUUGGGACACAAUUUUAUCUUCUGUUUGAGCGAAUCAGGGUUUCAGUAAGAAAUAUUUGCACUGGUUUUAGAAGUCAAGAUAUUAAAACGAGAGAAUAAAGAUGAAACGCCUAGAAUUGUUUGCUUUGAUCAUUAACAGUAUUUUGGUGUGUGUGUGUGUGUAUGUGUAUACAACACUACUCAAAAUUGGAGAACACUUACAAAUACCCUAUUUAACUGGCAGUAUAACUGCCAUGUAAAAGAAAUGCACGAGAGGCUCGGAUAAUGUGUAGAAUCUCAUUGGUCAACCGGUUCAGCACUCCAGCUAGAAUGCUUGAUAGUUCAGCGCUGAACAGGGUCAGGAGCUGUCUUGACAUUUAAAGGAAUUUUGACUAAAAGCCCACUCUGCAGUUAACAAACCUCUUGUCAGUAAAAAGAAUCCAAAAGCUAGACUAACCUUUGCUGAGGAGGAUGUUGUAUGGACCGAAGAGAACCGGUCCAUAGUUCACCUAAGUGAUAAAGCAAGUUUAAUUUUAUUUAGGUACGAUGGGAAUCAUGCUUGCCAUCAAACUGGGAAAUGACUACCACUGAACAAACUAUACUUUAGUGGUAAGACGUUAAUGUACUGAUUUAUCUGUGAAUAAAUGUCACAUUUUAGAAAACAGUAUAUUAUGUUAAAGCCAUUUUUACCUGGUGCUAAAGAAAUGUCAUCUGUACUCUGUAAUGUACAAAUAAUCGUGUUUAAUCGUAACUUGCAAGUUGCAUAUGAUGUGUUUAUGUGCUUACAUUAUUUUCUAUUAUUAAAACAAUAGAUAAAACAAA